GCUGUCACUAUCAUGUGCGCAGUGCGACACCGCAUGUUGAUUAUUAUUUAAUUUGAGCAGUUUAAAUAUAGUAUAUAACGCCCUAGAGGCAUUAUAAUAGUAUUCGCAUUUGUAUUUAUCAAAAAAUAAUAUACAAUGGCUUGCAAACUACACCGUGUUCGUUUUUAUAAUCCAAAACCAGAGCAAAUAAACUGUGUAUCUUUUAAUACAAAAAGCAAACUCUUAGCACUAGCAAGGCAGGAUGCAUCUAUUGAAAUAUGGGACUUAAACUUUGCACCUUUCCUUCUUAAAUUCAAACCAGGUGAAGCAAAUACUUCUGUAGAAGCUCUGGGAUGGGUUAAUCAUAGAUUACUUUCGACAGGCCUUGGAGGAGCUUUAUUAGAAUGGGAUAUGGAGACUCUUUCAAUAAAAUUUACAAUGAUUCUAACUGGUUAUGCUGCAUGGUGUCUAGAUGUUAACUCCAGUAAUACUCUGGUAGCAGUAGGAACUGAACAAGGCUAUAUCAAUUUAUAUUCAGUGGAAAAUGAUGAGAUUGUUUACAAAAAGAUUUUUGAUAAACAGGAGGGAAGGAUUUUGUGUUGCAAAUUUAAUAACACAGGCAGUGUGUUAGUAACAGGAUCUAUUGACACAAUCAGAGUGUGGAAUGUUGAAACUGGUCAUGCAACAAGUCGAAUGUCUGUUAGUAGAAGGGCAAAGGAAACUAUUGUGUGGUGCCUCGCUGUCCUGUCUGAUAAUACUGUCAUUUCAGGAGAUAGUCACGGAAGGCUUACUUUUUGGGAUGGUAAUCUAGGGGAUCAGAUCGAGUCAUACAAAUGCCACAAAUCUAAUAUAUUAUCAAUAGCAGUUUCUGAUGAUGAAAACAGUUUGUACUGCAGUGGAGUUGAUCCAGUUAUUAUGAAUUUUGUCAAAGUUAACUGUAGUUCUGGAAAGCAAUCGAGUGCGCAAUGGGUGAAAAAUGUGCAAAGAAAUAUACAUGAACAUGAUGUCAGGGCUCUUGUGAUAUAUGGUGAUAAGUUGAUAUCUGUUGGAGCAGAUGGUUAUCUGACUCUUUCAAGUUAUCCACCAAAAUGGGUGAUGAGGAUUCCGCCUAUGAUACCAGCUCCAAGAUCAGCUGUAUGUCCUCAAAAGAAAUUACUUUUAUUAAGGUACAGCAACUAUCUUGAAGUUUGGAAACUUGGUUCCUAUGCGGUAAAUGAAAGUGGUAAUGUAACAGUGACAAAUGUCAAUUUGAAUCAGAGUCUAAAACAAAAAGACAGUACUAAUGAACUAGAAAAAGAUUCUGAAAUAGAUGCUUUAAGUAUAACUGACAAUAAAUCGGAAAAACAACAUCAAGCAAAGAGUUUGAAAUUAACAGAAGCACCAAUUAAACUUGUGUCGAUUCAAAUGAAAGGAAAGAAACAAAUUAAAUGCUGUGACUUUUCACCAAGUGGGGAAUUGAUUGUGUACUCCACUGACAGUAACAUGACAUUGUUGAAGUUAGAAUGUGAUGAUGACCAAACCAAUAUAUCAUUAGCAAAAGUGUUAGUGAGUGGUCUUGAAUGUUGUGACCGCGUGGCCUUCACUGAGGAUUCGCGCACGAUGGUCGCUUACAAGGAUGGAGAGUUGAAAGUAUUACAAGUGGACCCUGAAGCAGGCGCUACUAUAGUGCAGAAUAUAGCUUGUGAAAAAUACCUCAGGUCGAAAUGUAUUCUCCAUCUCCAAAUAUCAAAAGAUACUCCAUCAAAAACGAUAUACCUAGUGGCGGCCGACACGCAGAGCGAUAUCGCUGUUUGGAUAAAGAAAGACAAUAAAUUUAGAUUCUAUGUCUCAUUGCCGAAAUACAGAUGCGUACCCUCCGCUUUGACAUUCGAUAACGAGGAGGAGAAGCUCAUCGUAGCCUACGUCGAUCAAGAGCUGAUCGAGUACGACCUGGUGAAGGCGAGGGCGGCGAAGAGCGCGGUGGCGGAGAGCGCGGCGUGGCGCGCGCGCUCGGUGGCCGCCGCCGCGCUGUGCGUGCCGCCCGCGCGCCCCGCGCACCCCGCGCUGCUGGCGCGCGACGACAGCUCGCUGUGGCUGCUGCGGAGCGACGCGCCGCAGGCUGAUGCCGAGGGGCCAACACCAAAGAAAAAGAAUAAAAAAAAGAACGCUGUAAAUCCUAACUCCCAAAUUAGAAUCAUUCCCAUAAAGUACUUGGCUGAUUUCCACUGGCUUGGAGACGAUGAAGCUGUGACGUUAGAAAUUUUACCCGAAAAUAUUAUAUCGCAGCUCCCACCAGUGAUAGCUACUAAGAGACAUAAUGUAUAAGCGUAAAUAUAUUUAAAAUAUAGGUACUUAUAUUAUUUCUAAAA
Vanessa tameamea is the source of this 2327-nucleotide messenger RNA. RefSeq names its product lethal (3) 72Dn (gene l(3)72Dn). The record is from RefSeq and is a predicted model, not a curated record. Gene Ontology annotation, biological process: maturation of SSU-rRNA from tricistronic rRNA transcript (SSU-rRNA, 5.8S rRNA, LSU-rRNA). Gene Ontology annotation, cellular component: 90S preribosome; small-subunit processome; t-UTP complex. The transcript has 11 exons. Bases 136 to 2283 code for a protein of 715 amino acids. Lineage: Eukaryota; Metazoa; Arthropoda; Insecta; Lepidoptera; Nymphalidae. Gene Ontology annotation, molecular function: RNA binding; protein binding.